This is a messenger RNA of Danaus chrysippus (African queen), 3327 nucleotides long. The record is from the annotation of a GenBank genome assembly. NCBI's taxonomy places the organism in Eukaryota, Metazoa, Arthropoda, Insecta, Lepidoptera, Nymphalidae.
AUGUACGUAAUAUAUCCAGCGGACGAAGUAGUUUCCCUGACAUACAGCUCGCAUUCGCUGCCCCGGCCGCGGCAGCGACCGACCCUUGAUAUUAUUAUAGGGCCGCCGCCGCCCACGCCGAUCAACGCGAAUCCCCCGCCCUCACCCCCCGCCCCGCCCCGCGUCGUCUCGACCCCCAAAACGGCGCCCCCGGAGCUUGCGGAGCGCGCGCCGGCCUCGCCGACGCCGUCGCUUGAGCGGCCGGCUAAGCUGCGCGAGCGCACUAAAGCCAAGCUCCUUAAAAAACUUGGCCGCCAUGAAGACAACGAGUUGGGAAAAAUUAUAAGGACUCCAGCCUUAGAAGAGUUUGAAUUACCAGCACCGCUUCCUACACCAGCAUUUUCAAGAAAAAACAUAUUUGAUAGAGAUUUCGAUGCUCUUUUUGAGGUUGCAAGCACUCCUGAAUUUUGUGCGAAUAUUCGCGUUACCACUCCGGAACCGGAUCGUCGCUCUGAUGUCUCGGCGGCGCAUUUCCCAUCACCUGCUACUUCCUCCCUUAGUCUUUUACCACCCCGUCCUCAGUCAGAGCCAGCGGCGACUCCUUCCCCAACAAACUCCGCUCGCAACUCCUCGCAAUCGACGCCUCCAACACAACGAUCAUCCUUUGAAGGAACAAAUUCGAAACCGAAGAAAGUUAGUUUCUUCAGGAAGUUAAGCAGAGCAAAGGAACCUUCUCCUGCUAAGCCUGUCAUCAUGCAGCAACCAUCCAUAGAGAUGGCUCUUCGAGAGCUGACACAUCCAGCUCACAAUGAACAACUAAAAAACCAACAGCAAGUGACGUUCAAAUUGGUGAAAACAGUCGCUGAUUUCACGACACAGCUGUCGCAGUUGUACGAGCGUCAUUCUUCAGAACUACAGCUUCUAGUUGCGAACUUCCGAAAACGGAACAGCGAAUUACGGAAAGAGAGGGCAAGCUGUCCAUCUUCGCUGUUCCAUACAUGGGAGACCCUACUUCAGGAAGUCGAAGCAGAUGUGGUGGGUUAUACUAAUGCUGCAACAUCUUUGGAAAGAGUGGUAGCAGCUCCCCUUAUAGACAAGACCUUCCACAUGAAGGUACAAGCCAGGAAACUGUUUGCUCACAGAGAAGGCUGUGAAGUCAUUCUUGGGAAAGCUGAUGACCAACUCAAUAAGAGCCGUCAAGACUACAGGUCAGCAUUCCUGAACUACUGCAGCAAUUCAAAUCCAACGAAUCUGGCAAUUUAUUACGACUCCCACAAUAAUUACGUGCAACAACUUACAGCUACGAAUGCUAUGAUAGAACAAUACCAUAGACAUACAUUGCCGACUAUAUUACAGGAGUUGGAAGAGAUUCUGACUGAUGUUACUACCGCCGUCAGCGAUGCAAUUUGUCAAGAGGGAGAAAUCAUAACCGACAAGACUAAUAACCAGCUCCGUCGUUACGAGUCACUUUGCGCCCAAGCUCGUGCUGUAUCCAGUACUGCUGACUUAGCACAUCUCGCAAGAACUCUACUUACUAGUACUCCGCCAAUUAGGACGCCUAAGAGAGCCUUUCUGCCACCAUACCCACCAGAACCUGAUGACCCACCAAUAGAUGUACCAGCGGAGACAAUGCCGCCUGUUCUGCGAGGCGAGAUGUUACUGGAUAGGAUGGGAGGUGGUCAGGCCAGACUCAGCUAUGAACAGCUCAAAAAGGACGCGAUUGAUCUGGAGGCACAGAUAAAGAUGCUGCAGGAUGGUUUGGACGCUUUAGCUAGAAUUCAGGCACGCAGCCUUGAGAGCAACCUAUAUGCUAAAGUAAACGAAAUUCAGGAGGAGAUUUCGUUGAAAAAAUAUGACUACCGUGCUACGCAACUGCAUCUUGCAGCUGUUAGAGCGCAGAGGGAGUUGUUUGCCGCCAAAGCUGAUAGCAGCACUGCAGCAGCCGAUCGCAAGUUAUCAUCUUCGUCAGCAGGCAGUAUGAAGAAUAAGUGGCUUAAGGCUUUCCGAAGCCUAAAACCACCUAGCGCUCCACCACCUCAUGCUGCACCACCCGACAAAAAAAAUCAAAUGUACCACGCGGUGUCUACGGUUAUGGCGAUGAGGAGAAACGGCGCUACUCGCGACAUGCGCCCGGGAGAAUCGGACGCACACAAUUUUCAAGAGUAUACCUACAAGAAAAUUACACCCUGUGACGUCUGCUCGCAAGUUCUGAGAGGGCACACAAGACAGGGUCUACGAUGCAGAAUGUGCAAAAUGAACGUGCAUACAGAUUGCAUGCCGCAAGUUGGAAAGUGUCAGACAAAAUCAAAACUCCUGCGCAGGCAGAAGAGCACCUCGGAAAUAGAGGCUCAUAGGGUGCAAGAAUCCGCUUUUGAUGAAGAAAAGGAAGAUCAGACCUACCAAGUUCUGAAGCGAGCCAACGAAAUAGCGAAGCCGGGCGGUGCGGGCCCCGUAGUGCGUGUGUCCGCGCCGGAGGAGCCGCCGGCAGCGCGCUCCCCCGCGCGGCCCAGCGCCGGGCUGGCGGUGGCGUCGCAGCCCAUCGCCUCCAGCUCAGGUUCAAUGAGGAACUCCAAGAGUGCUCAAAUGUUGAGGCAGGCUGACCGCACCAGUCCAUUACCUGCGCCACACUCGCCGAGACGACAAAAGUUGAACCUUAGGAUGAAGAGCCUCUCGCUGGAUUCACCCGAGUGCGGGGAGCUGCGACGACGCCCGCGAGACCAACCCUCGCAGGGUAGCCGAGUACUUUGUGACAACAGAGUAUAUAGCAUGAGAUAUGGCUCUUAUAAAUUAAGUAACCAUUUGACUCACCAAUUUAACCAUACCCAAUCAUCCCCAUCAUCGCCGGUUCAUAGUCGAAAACUAUUGAGCGCUCGUGGAGGUCGUAUGAGCAGCGUCGAAUUGCCUGAUGAACCAGACAAAAGCCUUUCAUCAAACAGUGCAAGCCCUUGCCCAUCGCCCGUCAAACAGCCCAGCAAGCAUCAACGACUCUUGCCAACAAAUCUAUACGUGAUUCUAUACAACUUCAAGUCCCGCCACGCUGAUGAGUUGGACCUCAAAGCUGGUUACAAGGUCACCGUUAUUGAUACCUCCGACCCCGACUGGUGGAAGGGCAAAUGCUUGGGCAAGAUCGGAUACUUUCCCUCCAAGUAUUGCACCAAACUGCAAGCCGGAGAAAGACCACUGCAGGUCACUCACAAUCUACAGGUAUCCGAUGGUGAUAAUGGUCUAAUGCUUCUUCGAGACCAGAUAGUGAUUCAAGUUGGUGAUGAGUUGGACGGCAUGGUCAUGAUUCGUUCAGGAGACAAUCGCCAGGGAGUCUGUCCCGUGAAAUUCCUGCAGGAAGUGUGA